Molecule: messenger RNA, 4812 nt
Organism: Varroa destructor (honeybee mite)
Lineage: Eukaryota; Metazoa; Arthropoda; Arachnida; Mesostigmata; Varroidae
Product: sodium-dependent proline transporter-like
Biological process (GO): nitrogen compound transport; amino acid import across plasma membrane; sodium ion transmembrane transport
Cellular component (GO): plasma membrane
Molecular function (GO): glycine transmembrane transporter activity; amino acid:sodium symporter activity
Source: RefSeq, a predicted model, not a curated record
CAAGCAUUCAACUCUAACUUCGAAUUGAACAAGCGAUUCAGCUCAUAAUACAACCCAGCAGUGCACAACCUAUGGACAGAUGCUCUGAAGUAGUGACUUAACCCCCUAGUUCCCCCCUCCCCCUUCCCCUAGUUUUGAAAAUCGUCUUUUCGAUUGUUGUGAAUAGGGGUCACUUUGAUUAAGCUGAUGACCGAAAAACAAAUGUGCCAAGAGCUAUAGAGUUGUUAAUGGAAGUGCUCUGUUUCUCUUGCAUAUAGACAACUAGAACAGAACCCACGAUAUUGGAACGCAUUGUGUGUAUAGCUGGUUAUCUUUCUAGCCGCAUUAUACUUCUAUCUUUUCGAUUAUCUGUUCUAUCCUAAUUCCUUGGUCGCUGCUUUACCGCUUUUACUUACAUCUAUAUAACUGCAAAGUGGAUCAGCUAGUACUAGCCAGCCUUAUUCUUUUCGGCUGGGUUUCGAUGUGUAUGAGGGUGCUACUACUAGUGAGAUCGUGCGAAUUCAUUAUCACGACAGCGAGGUUCAUCAUGAAGACAACGUACCUAUUUCCAAAAUGAUUCUUGGCUUGAUACCGUCAUUUACAAUAGCCGAAGACUAACAGCUCAGUGUUACCGUUCCAGCUGUCUGGCGGACGAAGUGAGGUACUCACGCACAGCGAAGCGCGUUGUUUUUCCUUUUCGGAGCUUUUUGCCUUCUGUAGUUUUACUAGUAUAUCAUUCUAACUGAGUAAGUGUGGCGAAGUGUCUGAAAAUAGAAGAUCGCAAUAAGAAGAACGGUCCAUUUCUUUACCCGAAUAUUCUUUGGGGUGUCAUCUUCGCUUGUACCUAUGCCGGUCUUCACGAUGCUCGGGGGCAUAAAAUCGGUCAACCUAUGGGCCGACAACAACAACGUUGUGGUCAUUUCGAAGGACAAGGACAAAAAAAAACCGGAACCUGUCGAAGACUCCAAGCGAAUUGCUACAAUAGCCGUCGACGGUAACGAUAACAACAACCAGCGCCUGUGUCCCCCAAAACAACAACAACAACAACAACAAGCACUCAUAAAGGAACAAAGGCGUUCCAAUCACUGCCGGAGCAACGGCAAUACGGACAAGGACGAAGUAAGCAACAAUAACAACAGCACCGAGAAGGGACAUUUUCAUUCUCAGGAGGGGGAAAUCAAUGCGGCUUUCGAGAUGCCUCAUCGAGAUGCCUCAUCACUCCACGGAAUGGAUUUGCAACACCACGCGCACCACCAUCAGCGAAGUAAUUCGACCAAGAAAGGGAGCGGUGGAAGGAGAGCAUCGGUGUCGAGCAUAUCCUCUCGGGGCAACUGGGGAAAUCGAUGGGAGUUCCUGUUAUCCUGCGUGGGGCUUUCCGUUGGAAUUGGAAACGUAUGGCGUUUUCCAUAUCUCGCCUACAAAAACGGAGGAGGGGCAUUUCUAAUACCCUAUCUAGUAAUGCUGAUGUUGGUCGGAAAGCCGAUGUACUUCAUGGAACUGGCAUUUGGACAGUUUGCUGGCCAGGGCCCGCUCACCAUCUGGGCAUGUUCGCCUUUUUGUAAAGGAGUCGGAAUGGCAAUGAUUAUCUCAUCGUUGAUCGUGUGCGUUUAUUAUAAUGUGGUCAUGUGUUACACACUGUACUUUAUGGGCGCUACAUUUCAGGCACAAUUACCAUGGGAGGUUUGCGAUCCGUCGUGGGUUUCAUUUGGCUGUUACGUGCGCUCUGAGGCCUCUAGUGCUGGCCUCAAUCAAACCAAUAACUCUAUCGGCACGAGUGUCAUUAACGCAACGAUGACUAAUCUGACAAGCCGCGUGCCAUCGAGCCAGCUUUACUGGGAGCGCACGGUCUUGGACAUUAGUACAGGAAUUGAAAAUCUGAACGGCAUAAAAUGGGAUCUAGCGCUAUGUCUUCUUAUAUCAUGGAUUAUCGUCAUUGCCUGCCUUCUAAAAGGCAUAAAAACCUCGGGAAAAGUUGUUUAUUUUGCGGCGACGUUUCCAUACGUGAUUUUGCUUACGUUAAUGGUGACCGGUCUUCUACAAAAAGGGGCCAUGCAAGGUGUCUUCUACUUCAUAACGCCCGACUUCAAAAAGCUACUCACGGUCGAGGUGUGGCAAGCUGCGGCAGGUCAGAUGUUCUUCUCCCUGGGAGUUUCCGGAGGAGGUCUGAUCAUGUACUCAUCAUAUAACCGUUUCGGUAACGACGUCUUCCGGGACGCCAUGAUUGUUUCCGUUCUAGAUACGGUCACAUCAAUCAUUGCGGGAUUAGUCAUUUUCUCGGUUCUUGGCGCCAUGGCACAUGAACUGAAUGUUAAGGUGGAGGACGUGGUACAAGGUGGUCCCGGAUUGGCGUUUGUGGCCUAUCCCGAAGCUCUGGCCAGAUUGCCGUGUCCUCAGCUCUGGUCGGUGCUAUUCUUCCUUAUGCUCUUCAUUCUUGGACUCGACAGCGAGUUCGCCCUUUUAGAGAACUUUCUGACUGGAAUCUCUGAUGCCGUUCCCCAACUCAGACGACACAAGAUGAUUUUCACAAUCACUACGGGUGUCAUCUGCUUUUUCCUUGGGCUACCCUUCGUCACGAGGGGUGGUCAGUAUGUACUCGAAGUAAUGGACAAAUAUGGCGGAAGCACUGCCCUGAUCUUUAUCGCAAUUUGUGAGUGCAUUGCGAUCUCGUGGGUUUACGGCUAUAAAAACAUUGCGGCAGACAUUCACUUUAUGCUCGACAAACAACUUGGACCCUACUGGAAAUGGACUUGGGGCUACACCGCACCCGCUGUUCUAGUUAUAGUGUUCUCACUCGCUUUAAUUGAGGCCGCUAAGCCUUUGGAAUAUGGGUUUUACGUCUUUCCACCGUGGGCAAACGCGAUGGGCUGGUGCGUUGCACUUUGUGCCAUGCUACAAAUCCCAUUGUGGGCAUUCGUCCAGUUUCUCCGCGUAAAAGAUGCGGAUUCACUUAAAGAGCGCCUGUUGAAGGCAUGUCAGCCUUCGCCAGCAUGGGGGCCCUCUGACAAGGCCCUUACGCAAGCCUGGCGUGAUUACACUGGACGCAACAAUAUCGCCUCCAUGGGCCGCAAGGCUCAUCCCAACAGUGCUAGCCCACCGUCAUAUCAUAACAAGGUUCAACUGAGGAACUACGCUGUCAACCUGAACGGAAAUGGCUGCGGUGCCACCGGGCUGGAAAACGCUGUAUGCUCAAUUUUGGAUGAGAGGCCUAAAGCGGCGAUCAACAAAAACGACGAAAACUCAGCGCGCAUAGCAGUUAAAUCGACCGAAUGUGACACAGUACGACAGCGUUCUGGCAGUGACUCUUCUCAGGAAGUCUUCACAACGGUGGCCAGUAAUCCAAAAACUGGUUUUACUUCUCACGCAACAAUUGGUAUGUAUGGGCCCUGAGGAGGGUGGGAGAGAUCUCAGCGGUACGAGUAAAAGUAGCAGCAAGAGAUAUUAGAGGCCGGUCGUGAGCCCGGCUAAGGCGCUAACUCGCACGUUCUGAGGAGACGUCAUCGGAGCUAUUUGUUUAACCACGAAACAUAUAAGGUCAAAACUCGCAGAACGAAGCCUCACGGCUUCAGAACUCAAUAGUCAAAGUGACGAAGGAGCACAAACGGCGAACAUUUAGAGCUGGUGUUAAGCCAAUAGUUAAUACUGAGAGGCUUUGGAUGAAAAUAGGAAUACCGAUAAUUAGGUAGAUACCAUAUAAUGAACAGGUAAACGAAUAGGAAAAGUCCUCACAUUCGCAGUAUAACCUGCGUAAGCAACAUACAUGUCAACGUAUUAGAUAGCGCUAUACCUAGGCGCGAAUAUACAUUAGUGCGUAAUUCAAGUCGGAUAGGUCAGAGUAAUAAUACUACUGAUGAUGCUAUUAUAAGUGAAUUAGUCGCUUUUGGGAAAAGCGAUAGAUAUAUAUAUAUAUAUAUACAUACACGUACCUCGGCAGUGACGAGAGAUGCGGAUAUAGAAAAAAAAAACGUUUGAAGCUCUGGCUUAAAUGGCUUUAAAUUCCCGUAUGGGAAAACAUGACAAAAUUUCCCAGAUAGAGUGUGUAAAUGAUUUGUCACACCUAUGUUAGGAUAGAGUAGAGCCAAUAUUUAAUUGAGCUUUCAUGGGUGAGUGCUGUGAAUACGGUCGAGCAACUAUAUACAGUAAAAGACAACCAUUUGUCGUAAAACUAACAGAAAUAUGUUAUGGCUGAUGCGAGCAAGAGUCAAUAGGAUACAUUUAAACGUCAGGUAUAUGUGUCAGAUAUAAUAUGAUAAUCAAUUAGCCAGACGGAAGCAGACUGUUUGUAACGAGAAAAAUGGGACGCCCUUUGUUCGUUUUUCGUUUACUUAUUGCUUACCCCCCCCCCCCCCCCCCCCAGAAUCAGAGUUCUUAUUUAUUCUACAUACUUACAAGGGUACAAAAAUAGAACCGAAUUGAAUGGUUUGACGCAUGAAAUCAUUAUAUACGUUGUAUAUAUAUAUAUAUAUACACACACACACACACAUGUAGGUACACAUAUACAUAUAUACAACUUUUACUAAUAACAGUAAAUACAGUCAUUUGUGGCAAUCUAUGUGUGUCUAGCGCGAAUGACGUGUAUCUAGGGCGCAUACUGUAUAUGGAUUAUUGCUUGUCUAUAACAGAUUCUUCAAGUCUUCAGUAUGAAACAUAGAAUUGGAAUUAAAAUGAACUGCUCAAACAACCUGUCUUUCCAACGUUCGUAGAAUCGUAUAACUGUUCUGUAACUUCAUUUGGUAUAUUCCGUAUCAUCGGCCCCGUCAAGCGACGCUCGCCCGAUUUCAAUUACUCGCUCCUAAGCUACUGGAAUACCGUCUAAAGGUAACAAAAAAAAAAAAA